This is a messenger RNA of Penicillium olsonii, 1614 nucleotides long. The record is from the annotation of a GenBank genome assembly. NCBI's taxonomy places the organism in Eukaryota, Fungi, Ascomycota, Eurotiomycetes, Eurotiales, Aspergillaceae.
AUGGGUUUCGCUUUGAGAAGGCCCGAUGAUGCCGUGGGCUCUGCUGCCCCGGCCAUCUUGAUCGGCCUGUUUGUUGCAUUCGGUGGUGUUCUCUUUGGUUACGACACCGGUACCAUCAGCGGUAUUCUCGCCAUGAAGUACUGGCGUGAGACUUUCUCAACUGGUUACAUCAACAAGACAGACGGCAUGAAGGAUGUCACCUCCUCCCAGUCCUCCAUGAUCGUGUCUCUCCUCUCUGCCGGUACCUUCUUCGGUGCUCUCUUCGCUGCCCCCAUCGCGGAUAAGUUUGGUCGUCGCCUGGGCAUGAUCAUGGAUACUGGUGUCUUUGUCGUCGGUGUCAUCCUUCAGACCAUUGCUACCUCCAUCCCCCUGUUUGUUGCUGGUCGUUUCUUCGCUGGUCUGGGUGUCGGUCUGCUCUCCGCAACCAUCCCCCUCUACCAGUCUGAGACCUCCCCCAAGUGGAUCCGUGGUACCAUUGUUGGUGCUUACCAGCUGGCUAUUACCUUCGGUCUGCUCCUCGCUGCCAUCGUCAACAACGCCACCAAGGAUCGCAACGAUACCGGUUCCUACCGUAUCCCCGUCGCCAUCCAGUUCGCCUGGGCCAUCAUCCUUGUUGUCGGCAUGAUCGUUCUCCCCGAGACCCCUCGCUUCCUGAUCAAGCAGGACCGCUACGAGGAGGCCACCAAGGCCCUCGCUCGUCUUCGCCGCAUGGACGUCAACGACCCUGCUGUUGUUGCUGAACUUGCCGAGAUCCAGGCUAACCACGAGUUCGAGAUGCGCCUUGGAGCUGCUAGCUACCUUGAGAUCUUCCGCGGCACUCUCGGUAAGCGUCUUGCUACUGGAUGCGCCGUCCAGGGUCUGCAGCAGCUCGCCGGUGUCAACUUCAUCUUCUACUACGGCACCACCUUCUUCCAGAACUCUGGAAUCCAGAACUCCUUUGUCAUCACCCUCAUCACCAACAUCAUUAACGUCGUCUCCACCUUCCCCGGUCUCUACAUGGUCGAGAAGUGGGGUCGUCGCCCUCUCCUGUUGUUCGGUGCCGUCGGCAUGUGUGUCUCUCAGCUGAUCGUCGCCAUCGUCGGAACAGCCGUCGACUCAGACGUGUCAAACAAGGUUCUCAUCGCCUUCGUCUGCAUCUACAUCUUCUUCUUCGCUUGCUCCUGGGGUCCCGUCGCCUGGGUCGUCACUGGUGAGCUGUUCCCUCUCAAGGCCCGCGCCAAGUGUCUCUCCAUCACCACUGCCACCAACUGGCUCCUGAACUGGGCCAUCGCCUACGCCACCCCCUACAUGGUGAACAGCGGUCCUGGCAACGCCAACCUCCAGUCCAAGGUCUUCUUCAUCUGGGGUGGUUUCUGUCUCAUCUGCGCUAUCUUCGUCUACACUUGCAUCUACGAGACUAAGGGUCUCUCCCUUGAGCAGGUUGAUGAGCUUUACUCCAAGGUUUCUUGUGCCUGGAAGUCUGUUGGCUGGGUUCCUUCUGUCAACUACGCUGAUGUUCGGGAUGUCUCGAACGGAAAGUCUGGUGAUCUCGCUCAGCUUGAGAUUGAUGCCGGCGAGAAGCGCGCUGAGGGCGCUACCCACCACGAGAGUGUUGGUGCUAAGGCUGAUGUCUAA